Chiloscyllium plagiosum (whitespotted bambooshark) is the source of this 10541-nucleotide messenger RNA. RefSeq names its product RAN binding protein 2 (gene ranbp2). Gene Ontology annotation, cellular component: cytoplasm; nuclear pore. The record is from RefSeq and is a predicted model, not a curated record. Gene Ontology annotation, molecular function: peptidyl-prolyl cis-trans isomerase activity; protein binding; GTPase activator activity. Gene Ontology annotation, biological process: protein peptidyl-prolyl isomerization; protein folding; intracellular transport. NCBI's taxonomy places the organism in Eukaryota, Metazoa, Chordata, Chondrichthyes, Orectolobiformes, Hemiscylliidae.
ACUGGGCCUGAAAGCUCUGAGUUCAGGACGGAAGAGAUGGUGUAGGACCGGAACUGGUUUGGGAGGAGGGCGUUUAUCAAAUCUUGUACACACAGCGGCCUGAGGCCGGCGGUUAGGCAUGAUGCGCAGUAAGGCCGACGUGGACAGGUACAUUGCUUCGGUGCAGGGCGUCACGCCGCUCUCACCCCGCGAGAAAUCACUCAAAGGAUUUUUAUUUGCAAAACUCUAUUAUGAAGCCAAGGAGUAUGAACUUGCGAAGAGGCAAAUAUCCGCUUACAUAACCGUACAGGAAAGGGAUCCAAAAGCGCACAAGCUUCUUGGCCAGAUCUAUGAGUCUGAAGGCAACAUUGAAAAAGCCAUUGGUUGUUAUAAGCGGGUUGUGGAGCUGAAUCCUGUUCAGAAAGAUAUGAUCCUGAAAGUAGCUGCUUUGCUGUGUAGUAAUGGAGACCUGCUUGAUGGAAGAGCUGAAUACUGGGUGGAGAAGGCAGCCAAGCAUUUUCCUGAUAAUGGAAUAGUUUACAAACUGAAGGAGAAGCUGCUGAGCACAAAAGGACAAUUAGACCAUUCUCAACUGUUCGACCUUAUUCAGUCAGAAUUGCAUUCAAGGCCCAAUGAUCCUCAUGCUAAUAUACGUUUGGUGGAAUUUUACUGUUCUGUUGGGAAACUUGAAGAAGCAGUGAAUUUCUGUAUAAGUACAGAAAAGAAAAGAACCCUUUGUAAAUGUCUGGAAUGGUACACCUGCAUGGUACAAACAUUGAAGAACUAUAUCAGUUUGUCAAAUAUUUCAUCAGAUGAUAAAAACAAAUGGAGAUUUUUGCAGAAGGAAUUGCUCCUGGCGUCAUCUAAUCUUAUGUUCCUGACAUUAUCGGCCAGAAAUGUCCAAGAUGUUGUUAAUGCUCUAAUGAGCUUUGAUUCUACAAUGCAUAUUGCAAAGUCAUACUUGACUGCACCAAUGGAUGAUCUUUCGGCUACUUUCACUGAAAUGCGAGGGCAUUUGUACUUACAUGCUGGAACAUUACUUCUGAAAAUGGCUCAACAGAAUGCAAUUCAAUGGAAAGCAAUUGUAGACCUUGCAGCACUGUGCUACUUAAUUGCUUAUCAGGUUCCAAGACCUAGGCUGAAAUGUGUAAAGGCAGAAGACGCAAACCAGGAAAUGAUUAAUUGGUUAGCAUCGGAUAGGCAAAGUCAGUCAGGGCAUAUGUUAAUAAGCUUAAUGUCAGGAAAGCCUGACUUUUACAAAGAAGUGGUGGAAACUUUUGCAAACAAAAGUGGCCAGGUUGCAUUAAUUGAAACAUUGUUUGGAAGUCGGAUAUCUGUUGAGAAGUCUUUUCUUGCCAAUGAUGAUAUUAGGAAUGUUACAGAAGAGCACCCAGAUCGGAAUGAACUCAUAAAAUGGGAUGAUGCUUCUGUUAAACUGCAUGGUGGAAAUCUGCAGCAUCUUGCUUGGCUUGGUUUACACCAGUUUUCAAUGGAACAGUUACCUAUGGUACGAAAUUGGCUGAAGCAGUUGUUUCCUCGACUGCCCCAAGAAACCUCUCGACUUGAAACCAAUGCUCCUGAGACUAUUUGCAUUUUAGAUCUUGAGGUUUUUCUUCUUGGAGUGAUAUAUUCAUGUCAUACACAGUUACAGGAUAAAUCAGAUCUUCACUACAGUAUGCACCAACCAAAGUGUAUGCCACUACCAAUUAGUAAAUUGCUGUAUACAGAUCGACAGAGAGCUUGGUGGGAUGCUGUUUACAGCCUUGUCUACAAAAAAGCACAACCGGGUACAUCAGCUAAACUAAGACUAAUGAUUCAACGUGAACUUGGUACAUUGAGGGUACUAGAAAAGCAUGGACUUCAGCCUGCUCUAAUUAUACAUUGGGCUCAAAGCCUCAUUAACAUUGGAAGUGGAUUAGAUUCAUACUAUGAUCAAAAAGAAUACAUUGGACGGAGUGUCUACUAUUGGGGGAAAGUCCUGCCCUUAUUACACAGCGUCAGAAAGAAAAGGAGCAUUCCUGAACCUAUUGAUCCUUUAUUUCAACAUUUCCGUAGCAAAGAUAUCAAGGUCACUGAAGUUGAGGAUUAUGAAAAGGAAGUGAAAAACGCUUUUGCAACACUUGAUGUAGUUGAUGGAAAAAUUGAUGAAGCAAUUGCUGCUUUCGAAUCUAUCAAUAAUAUUGUUGCACAUUGGAAUCUUGCUUUGAUAUUUCACAGGAGAUCGGAGGAAUAUGAAAAUAGCAAUGAGAUGGCUUCUGAUGAGCAAGAACAAUGUAAAAAUUGUUUGCUCAGCAGCAAAGAAUACCUCAGAAAGGUCUUAAAUGAAGCUGAAUCAAACAUUGCAGCUAUUCAUAGUUUGCCUGUGUCAAUAGAUACAGUGAAAGAAAUGCUGGAGUUAGUAAAUCAACAUCUUCAAGAAUAUGAUGGAGAUGUGCUUGACCAUGGAGAAGAAAUAAAUGACAGUUCUCAAACAGCUGAAAAUGGCACCUCUGUGGAGUCAUUACAAGUUAAACACUUGACCCCAUCUCCAACAAAGCUUACUCCAUCACCAACCAAGAGCUACAAGUGGUCUCCAAAGACUCCACCUCGUUGGGCUGAAGAUCAGAAGCAUUUAUUGCAGAUGCUUUGCCAGCAAGUAGAACAGCUGAAGGAUGAAGUGCGUGAACUCAAGCUAAAUAAUUCAAAUACAUCGGAAUCACCACAUCCUCGAUGGCACACAGACCGUUAUAGUGCAGAUACCCAUUCAGAAGGUUAUCAGAGUGUGCACAAUUUUCAGGGAGCACCAUUAACGGUUUCUACCUCAGGACCUUCUGUGUUCUACAAUCAAUCCCCAGCAUAUAACUCCCAAUAUCUUCUUGGAACAGCAGCCAAUGGGACUCCAAACAAGCCUCCUGCCUAUGGAAUGGGUCGGGUUCCACCACAACAGUCAAUGUAUGGUUAUCAACAGCAGACUCACACACCACCUGUUCAGACCAAGGCUCCUUGUAUGUAUUCACAGGAUAUGUAUAGAACACAGUUACGUUUUGAAUCUCCUGCAACAGGGUUACUUUCCCCAUUUGGUGAAGAUUACUACAGUCAUAGUGUUCCACAGACGAACACAAACCCACCAUUGCCAGAGCCUGGUUACUUCACUAAACCAUCAGUGAGAGUGCAAAUGACAAAACCUACAGAAAUGAAGGGGAUAGAAUUUGGAAAACUCAACCAACAAAUGCAGCAUGAAACCACAAAGGGUUCCUUGGGUACUGCCCUAAUGCAUUCCACUCCAGCAACAGCAUUCAAAUUUAACUCUAAUUUCAAGAAUAAUGAGGGGGACUUUACAUUUUCACCACCCCAGCUGAAGACUCAACCACCACCUUCAUCUUCCAGUGAUAGUCUUCUGGGCAUUUUAACUGCAGGUAGAUGUAUAAAAAGUGACCAAAUCAUGGGACGCAUGUUUACACAAGAAGCAAUACCAAGUCGAGGAAACCUCUUUUCCUUAAAAGGGCAGGGUUCAUUUGAUGACUCUUCAGUUCAAAAGCAAAAUAAGAAUUCAUUCAAUAAUAUUUUGAGUAACCAGACAUUUGGUUUCAAGGAUGCUGGUGACAUAAUUGGAAUGAGCGCAGCAGGGGAAAGUGAUGGGGAUAGUGUUCCUGAUGAAGAUGGUCCACAUUUUGACCCAGUGAUACCACUCCCGGAUAAAGUAGAUGUGAAAACUGGAGAAGAAGAUGAGGAAGUGCUAUUUUCCAACAGAGCUAAGCUGUUCCGUUUUGAUACUGAGACCAAAGAAUGGAAGGAACGAGGCAUUGGCUAUGUCAAGUUACUUCAACACAGGGCAUCUGGCAAAAUCCGACUCCUAAUGAGACGAGAUCAGGUUCUUAAAAUCUGUGCAAAUCAUUACAUAACAGCAGACAUGAAAUUGAAGCCAAAUGCAGGAUCUGAUAAAUCGUGGGUCUGGUGUGCUUUAGAUUAUUCUGAUGAAAAGCCAAAUCAUGAGCAGCUUGCUGUUCGAUUUAAAACUGCAGAUGAGGCUGCAUUGUUCAAAACAAAAUUUGAAGAAGCUCAAAACUCAGUUAAUGGUCAAAAGUUAAAAUCGAGUAGCCCACCCAGCCAAGAAAAGAAAACUGGAAUCAAAAUUAAGACUGAGGACAUGCAAUUAGGUGCCAUUAAAUCUACUACUGAACAAUCUGGAUUUGGUGCUCAGUUUGCUAGGAAAGAUGGCGAAUGGGACUGUAGCUCAUGUCUUAUACGAAAUUUUGCAGCUGCUUCUGUGUGUGCAGCCUGUCAAAACCCUAAAACCGUUACUGGAAAUAACGGUUUUCCCUCCAUUUAUCGAAACUCUGAGCAAAAUGGAAGUGAAGUUGGAACAACUGAGAAGAUUGCUACAGCUUUUACUAAAACAAUAGGAUUUGGUGAUAGGUUUCCUAAGGAUGCCCAGUGGAAUUGCAGUGCAUGUUUUCUUCAAAAUGAAGCUAACUCAUCAAAUUGUGUAGCUUGCCAGGCACCAAAUUCCAGCAAGAAUGACAUUAGUUCAACCACCCAGGCAUCUGCAAGCUUUCCAUUUAGUGCUCAGAAAGACGCUACAAAGCCAAGUACAUCUGCUAGUUUUGGUCCACUGUUUGGAAAAAUGGAUGGUCAAUGGGAUUGCAUUGCAUGUAAUGUCAGAAAUGAAGUGACUGCACAAAAGUGUGCCUCCUGCCAGGCACUAUGUCCAUCCUGUAAAGAUUCUGGUGUGUCAUAUAACCAACCAGUAACUACCUUUAAGUUUGGUCUUGACUCUGUGUCUGCAAAAACACCAAAAGGAUUUGAUGCAUUUCACAGAAAGGAAGGGCAGUGGGAUUGUGAGACUUGUUUGGUAAGAAAUGAACCAAAUGUGGCAAAAUGUGUAGCUUGCCAGAUGCCCAAACCUGCUGGCCAUGUUAUAGUUGCACCCAUGAGUCAAUCAGCGUCAGCCUUCAAGUAUGGUGAGAAAGCAUGUGCCCCUGCACAGGCAGGAUUUGGAGGAUUGUUUGCAAAAAAGGAGGGACAGUGGGAUUGCACCACUUGUCUUGUGAGAAAUGAACCAAAUGUGGCAAAAUGUGUAGCUUGCCAGAUGCCCAAACCUGCUGGCAAUGUUAUAGUUGCACCCAUGAGUCAAUCAGCGUCAGCCUUCAAGUCUGGUGAGAAAGCAUGUGCCCCUGCACAGGCAGGAUUUGGAGGAUUGUUUGCGAAAAAGGAGGGACAGUGGGAUUGCACCACUUGUCUUGUGAGAAAUGAACCAAAUGUGGCAAAAUGCAUAGCCUGUCAGGCACUUAACCCCAACAGUAAAACUGCUGAUAUUGCAACUGCUGCUGCCUCAUUUGGCCUUGCCAAUGCUUAUUCUAAAUCUGAUCCACCUGAAUCAGGGUUUAAACUUAAUUUUCCAGCAUGUGGCUUUAAAUUUGGUCACAGUGAUAACAACUCAACAGCUGUUGAGGCAUCAUCAUGCCAACCCUCAAGACCAUUUUCUAGCACGGCGUUUACAUUUUCUUCUAAUACAGAUGGUGGAUUUAAAUUUGGACUGUCUGAUACGAGCAAAGACUCAAUUGAUAAAGGUAACCAGCCAAUGCAAGAAGGAUCAGCUGCACUUUUCUUAAAAUCCUUUGCUGAACAGCAAAAAGAGAGGGAGCGAAUGAAUUCAAAAUCUGGUGCAGACACAAAUCAAGCAACUGAGACUCCAAAUCAAAAUGAUGAUUUUUUUCUGGGCAAGAACUCCAAUAUUGCUACCUUUGCAGACCUUGCAAAAACUGCAGAUAAAGAAUUUCAGUUUGGUCACAAAGAUCCUAAUUUCAAAGGUUUUGAAGGAGUAGGUCAGCAGCUAUUUUCAUCAUGCACUACUUCUGCUUCUGCAGAAAAGGAAGGUGAUGAAUUGUAUAAAACUGAAGAGGGGGAUAAUAUUCAUUUUGAUCCUGUUGUUCCUCUGCCUGAGAAAGCCGAACUCAUUACAGGCGAAGAAGAUGAAACAGUACUUUACUCGCAGAGAGUUAAGCUAUUUAGGUUUGAUACAGAAACCAGCCAGUGGAAGGAACGUGGUGUUGGAAAUCUCAAAGUUCUUCAAAAUAAAGCUAAUGGCCGCCUUCGGAUAUUAAUGCGUCGAGAACAAGUUUUCAAAGUGUGUGCAAAUCACUGGAUCACGACCACAAUGAAUCUCAAGCCCUUAAUGGGUUCUGAUAGAGCAUGGAUGUGGUUAGCUAGUGACUUUUCAGAUGGUGAAGCCAAACCAGAGCAACUGGCAGCAAAGUUUAAAACACCUGAAUUGGCUGAAGAUUUUAAAGAGAAAUUCGAAGAAUUUCAAAGGCUGUUGCUAGAUAUUCCACUGCAGACUCCUCAUAAGUUAUUAGACAAUGGUAGGACGGCUCGGCUAAUACAGAAAGCUGAAGAAAUGAAAAGUGGUUUAAAAGAUUUGAAACAUUUUUUGAAAGAUGAGUCAGGAAGAUUAAAUGAUGAAGGCAAUAUAGUAAUAAAUUCUGCUUCUGAAAGCAACAAUGCCUCUGGUUUAGUAAUUAAACCACAUUCAGAAAGUACUGGCCCCACAUUGGAGUGGGAUAAUUAUGAUCUCUGUGAAGAGGCAUUGGAUACAAGUGUAUCUAGCACUGCAUAUGGGACUCCCGAUACAAGUAGUCCAGUAAAGAAAAACCUCUUCCGCUUUGGUGAUUCAACAACUGGGUUUAACUUUAGUUUCCAGCCAAGCUUGAGUCCAUUAAGAUCUCCUAAACUAAACCACAGUGGGUUAUCAGUGGGUACAGAUGAAGAUUCUGAUUUUGGGCAAGAGGAGGAGAAGGAUGUUCAGCAUUUUGAGCCAGUUAUUCCAAUGCCUGAUUUAAUUGAUGUAUUGACAGGGGAGGAAAACGAGCAGGUUAUCUUUUGUCAUAGAGCCAAACUUUAUCGAUAUGACAAAGAAUUGAGUCAAUGGAAAGAGAGAGGAAUAGGAGACCUGAAAAUUUUACAAAAUUAUGAUUCUAAAAAAGUUCGAAUAGUUAUGAGACGGGACCAGGUUUUAAAAAUUUGUGCUAAUCACUGGUUAACACCAGAGAUAAGAAUUGAGCCCAUGAAAGGAACAGAGAAAGCCUUUAUUUGGAGCGUUAUGGAUUUUGCAGACGAUGUGGCAAAGAUGGAACAGUUAGCUGUACGGUUCAAGCAGCAAGAUAUUGCUAACUCUUUCAGGGAGCUCUUUGAAGAAGCUAAGAAGGCUCAAGUGCAGGGAACAUUAGUCACACCGUUGUCUUCAAGAGGGAAUACACCAAGAGAAUCUCCAUGUGGUAAAAUUGCAAUAUCAUUCCUCGAAGAAACUAUUAAGGAAUCAACUGAACAAACGAAUACAUGUGUUGCAUCUCCAAACAAUGCCCUAAAGUCGCAGAGUACUUUAUUGACAGAAACGCCAUCAUAUACCUCAAUAUCUCCGCCAAAAUUUGUAUUUGGGUCUGAUUCUGUGAAAUCCAUCUUCAGCAAUGAGCAAGAGCGGCCUUUCGCUUUCGGUGGUUCAGCAGCUGGAUCAUUGUUUGGUUUCAGUUUUAAAAGUACUGAUUCUGCAUUAAAGGACCCAGUACAAACUGGCUCCUCUGUCGUCAAGAACAAAUUGCAAGAGUUAACAAGUGGUGGAUUUGAUUUUCGUAAAGCAGCUGCAUCUCUAUCAAAGUCUACAACGACUAGCUUGUUGCCUUCAAGCACAACAGCAGAAUCUACCGUAACUACCUUUGCAACCAAUGAUAAACCCAGGCCCACUGCAUUUAAAAUGCCACAAUCUGGAUUUAAUUUUAGCCUUUUCAAAUCUAAUCCAUCGGCUUUUUGGACCAGCACAUCUGUCCCACAAUCUGAUAAAGUUGGCGAUGAAGAUGUGCAGAUUGUUUUUGUAUUGACACCCACACCUGAACAAGCAGCUCUUGCUAAGCAGCUGCAACUUCCUCAAACAUUCUUCUGCUACAAGAACAAGCCUGAUUAUUUUAGUGAUGACGAUGAGGAUGAUGAAGAUUAUGAAACUGCUGUUAAAAAACUCCAUGGAAAAUUGUAUGAAGAUAAGCGAGAGCAACAGAAAACACCUAAGACAGGUGAAGUCUUCAGAACUGGUAAAAAUUUUGAUCCAGGUGAAUCAAAGGAGCAAUUGUGUCCUAAUGAACCAGAAGACUUCUCUGAUGCAGGUACAUCCUUACAUCUUACUGAUAGGAAGCUGCAUGCAGAAGAACAAAAGAAGCACAAGUCCUGUGCAACAGAUUCCAGUGGGAAUAAUCCAGUGGAAGAUGGUGACAAAGACUGUAUUCUUGUGUGGGAGAAGGUGCCGACCCCUGAAGAGAAGUCGAAGGCUGAAAAGUUGUUGCUUCCUUCCACGUUUUUUUGUGGUAUAAACAGUGAUACUGAAGAAGAGAAGGAGGAUGACUUUGAAAUUGAAGUUAGAAAAAUCAAGGAAUCACAGAUAGCACAAGAAGGAAUAAUCAGCAGCUCUACUUGUGUAGAUUCAGCAUUCCAGUUGAAUGAACCAACAACUGCGCAGGUUAAUGUUUCAGAAGCUGAAGCUGACUCGACAACACAAUUUGAACUUAAGGAAUUUUCAGCAGAUGACAGCAGACCCAUUGAUUUAACAACAAAAAAAGAAAUGGAGCUUGAUUCUACUACUGAAGUGAAUGGCAUAUUUGGAUUUGGUAACUCGAAAACAGUUUCUUUCGCAGAUUUGGCUGCUCAGAGCACAGAAGGAUAUGCGUUUGCACCAAAAGAAGCUAAUUUCACUUGGGCAAAUGCAGGAACAGCUGUGUUCACUUCGAUGGUGUCCAGAAGUUCAUGUGAAGAAGAUGAUGGCGCUGAUGUAGUAUCGAGCAAUGACAUCCACUUUGAGCCAAUAGUUUCCUUACCUGAGGUUAAUACAAAAUCUGGUGAAGAAGAUGAGGAAAUCAUUUUUAAAGAAAGAUGUAAACUGUAUCGUUGGGACCGUGAUAUUUCUCAGUGGAAAGAACGUGGAGUUGGGGACCUAAAAAUUCUGUAUCACUCCCAAAAGCGAUGUUACCGUAUUCUGAUGAGGCGAGAACAAGUUCUUAAGGUCUGUGCGAAUCAUGUUAUUACUGAAGAAAUGGAACUCAAACCGUUGAAUACAUCAAACAAUGCAUUUAUUUGGACUGCAGCUGACUACACUGAUGGCGAAGCUAAAGUAGAACAGCUUGCAGUGCGAUUCAAAACUCCAGAAUUGGCGGCUGCCUACAAAAAGAAGUUUGAAGAAUGUCGAGAUGCAUCUUCGCAACUACAGAAAUCUGAGGAAUCCCAAGUUUUAGCCCUGUCAAAUAGCAGUAACCCUGUUGUUUAUUUUGAUGUGUCAGCUGAUAAGGAGAGCAUGGGACGAAUUACCAUGGAACUGCUAUCAAAUGAAGUUCCACGAACAGCUGAAAACUUUAGGGCCCUCUGCACCGGAGAGCAUGGUUUUGGAUUUAAAAAUUCAUUAUUUCACAGGGUUAUUCCAGAAUUUGUUUGCCAGGGUGGUGAUAUCACAAGCUUUGAUGGAUCUGGUGGGAAGUCUAUUUAUGGAGAAAAGUUUGAUGAUGAAAACUUCAUUAUACAGCACUCUUGUCCUGGUUUGUUGUCCAUGGCAAAUAGGGGCCAAAAUACUAAUAAUUCACAGUUCUUCAUUACUUUAAAGGAAGCCAAGCAUUUAAAUAUGAAACAUGUAGCAUUUGGCUAUGUAAAAGAAGGCAUGGAUGUUGUGAGAAAAAUUGAAACCUUUGGUUCAAAAAGUGGCACCACCAGUCGAAUCAUUAUGAUUACUGAUUGUGGGCAGAUUAAUUAAAUGAAGGAUGCCCAGUUUCUCUUUGGUCAUGCUGUCUAUUUAGAAUUUGGAAUGCUGUAAUAUUGGAUAUUGUUGGGAUGUUAAUUGUACUUGUGUGAACAUUGGAUGUACAAAUUAUAUUGAUGGCUAGUAGCUGUCAAAGUUUUUGGUGUUGAAUAUUGCAUGUUUCAGAAUAAAGAUUUUGGCAAAUAAUGAGCAGUGGCAUUUAUCUUAAAUGUAAACAACAUGACAUUUUGCAGUUCCACCCAAACUGUACAGAGCAGUUUAAAUCUGGCAAUCAAAGUUCAGAGAAAUUGUCAUUAAGUUGCAACUGUUCAAAGUGUGUAACAUUUCAGAAUUAAGGUGAGACUUAGUAACUGUAUUCCAGGUCUAAAAGUGGUAAUUGCCAAAUAGGAUUUGGUGAUACCAACCAGACCUUCCAUGUUUCUGUUUUUGGUUUAGUGCAACCAAAACACUAGAUUUUUUUAAAAAUCUAAAAUCCUGGAAUGAGGUUACAUUUGUUGGUGAUUCUGUUGCUAAGAUUAAAGCUCUGCUGUUAAAAUUACAUAUACUGAAACAGAUUUGACACUAUUGUAAAAUGUAAAGUCUUUUUUACAAUGAUUUUCUAGUAUUUGCAAAUGUGAUUGGCUCUGUAAUUUUAAAUUGGUAAAUUUAAUUAGUUAAAACUCAAACUUUAUAAAUAUUUAUAAUAAAGGUAUAAUUCAUCUACUAGUAGAUUUAAGCAAUUUCUUUAAUUUGUUUCAAAUACAUACAGACUUGAAUUGGAGGUACAUGCCUUACCAACAAUAAAUUUUAUUGUAUCUUU